AUGCGUUACCAAGUUCUUCAAAUCAUCGCCCUUCUUUCCCUCGGUGCAUCCGCACAAGAUCUCGGAAAUAUCGUCGGCUCGCUAACCUCGGAUAUUGGAGGAGCAGCCAAUACAGCAACAUCGGCAAUUGGUGGAGCAGUUGAUACUGUUACGUCUGGCGCUGGUGGAGUUUUAUCUACCGUUACGUCUGGCGCUGGUGGAGUUCUUUCAACCGUUACGUCUGGCGCCGGUGGAGUUCUAUCAACCGUUACAUCUGACGCAGGUGGAGCUCUAUCAACCGUUACGUCUGGCGCCGGUGGAGUUCUAUCAACCGUUACAUCUGACGCAGGUGGAGCUCUAUCAACCGUCACAUCUGCAGCCGCAUCCAGACUUUCGAGCAUCGAAAGUGAAGCCAGCAGCGGCGUGGCCAGUAUUACAUCUGACGCAGGCGGAGUUCUUACAACAGCGACUUCAGCUUUAUCCAGUAUCACAUCUGCUGCGGCAUCCAAAUAUUCGAGCAUCGAAAGUAAAGCCAGCAGCGAAAUUGCGAGCUUAAGCUCGGUGGCCAAGACCGCUACCGAUAGCGCGGUUAAGAGCUCAAUCAGCGCGGCAAUAGGCAGUAUUAGCAGUGAUGUGGCUAGUGCAUCAUCGGUCGUAUCGAGUGCAACUAGUAGGGCUAGCAGCGAUGUCAAUGCUGCCACUAGCAGUGCCGCUAGUGCUACAUCCAGCUCGGGAGCUAUGAGAACCUCGGUACCAAUUGCUGGAGGUGCUAUUUUGGGUGCGGCUUUAUACUUGUUGUAG
Molecule: messenger RNA, 780 nt
Organism: Sclerotinia borealis F-4128
Lineage: Eukaryota; Fungi; Ascomycota; Leotiomycetes; Helotiales; Sclerotiniaceae
Source: the annotation of a GenBank genome assembly